Molecule: messenger RNA, 2336 nt
Organism: Diachasma alloeum
Lineage: Eukaryota; Metazoa; Arthropoda; Insecta; Hymenoptera; Braconidae
Product: proline-rich protein 12
Exons: 4
Coding region: 61-2145 (694 amino acids)
Source: RefSeq, a predicted model, not a curated record
UCAGUUAGUGUCGAGUUUUCAAUUCGCUUGUAUCCAAAGGGGAAUACUAAAGCGGAUACAAUGAAGAUUAUUGAAGGAGGCAUUUUGUUAUUCGCUGUAAUAACAGCAGCAUCGGCAACAUUCGGAACAAUUAACGUUGAGUGUCCACCUGCGGUAGCUCGUGGAAUCGGAGUCAAGGCGACGAGUAUAGGGAUAAAGCCUCAAUACUUUGUAUCAAGCUCAGUCAUCAAUGCAGAAAGCCAGAGAUCCGGUUCAGUCGCUGGCACACGAAAGUCAGGGCUCGGUCUAGGCCCAGAUGGUGUUAUCGCACCAAUAUUCCCACCGAUUGGCGAUCUUUGUUUCCCCCUCGCUAAUAGCCAGACGGACAAUAAGCGGCCUGUUGUUUAUCCCGCGAGGGCAGUUAUUCCUAUUCAACCGGGACAAGUACUUUCAUUCGAUGGUAAUCCAAGUGAUGUCAGCAUUUGUCGCGCUAAAAACUACGGAGGCUACCCCAUCUAUCCAGCAGGUUACUCCCCACUACCAGGAGGCUACUCUCCCAACUACGCAGGAGGCUACCCUCCCAACUACGUAGGAGGCUACCCUCCCAAGUACGCAGGAGGCUACCUUCCCAACUACGCAGGAGGUUACCCUCCCAACUACGCAGGAGGCAGCAGUCCCGAUAAAUACGGAGAAGGCAGUGGUCCUAAUAACUACUUGGGAGGCAGUGGUCUCGAUAACCACGGAGUAGGCUACCCCUCCAGUAACUACGGAGGAGGCUACUGCCCCAACUGCAAGGGAGGCAGCGGGCCCAAUAACUACGCAGGAGGCUACUGCCCCAUCUGCAAAGGAGGCAACGGACCCAAUAACUACGGAGGAGGCAAGUGCCCCAUCUGCAAAGGAAGUGGCGGCCCCAAUACCUCCGGAGGAGGCUACUGCCCCAUCUGCAAUGGAGGCAGCGGCCCCAAUCCCUACGGAGGAGUCUACUACCCCAACUAUGAAGGAGGCAGCGGUCCCAAUAACUACCCAGACAAUGGUGCAGAUUCUGGCUGUCCAACAUGUUCUGGCUCAUCAAGCCCUGCGCACAGAUACCCAUCGUCGAUUUAUGGCUCCCCCCAAGACAUACUAAUCGGUUUCCAAAAACCAGGUGCCACUGGACAAUCCCCUGCAGGACAAUUCAGACCCGCCAUUGGUUUCAACAGCGGGCCACGUGGUAAAUUUAUGGUGUUUUCACGGGCACUCAAUCCUACCCAAGGUAGUGGUGAUGCUAGAGGAACUGGCGGACAGGUUCCAAUUAGUGAGCUGGACGCCGGAGCCGCUGCCCCUUAUUUAUCCUUCGAUGAUCAAGAGAAACUUUAUAACGGUGUCGUAAAGACAACCCCAAACGCCCGAGCUGAUCCAGUGUCCAUUGCCCUUGCUUACAAAAACCUCCUUGGACCCCUCCAAAAUCUGUACCACAGUGGAGGUAAAAAAAAGGGUGCAGCUGAAUCAUCGCUAUAUUUCGGACCCAAAACAAUUCCCGCCGAUGGACGCAAGGAAAUUGUCGAAAAAGAUUUUCCGGAGGAGAAACUGCAUACCGUUGAUAAAACCAUUGUUCAACUGAGGCCCGAGGGCUCCACUUCUGCUCAACAUGGUCCAUGGUCUUCUGAGUGUGACGAUGAAGAUGUUGACCAAGGUGAACCCUUGUCGAAGGGGCGAGUCAGCACACUAACGUUGCCCGACCAGGGCAGCAGCGGAGCUAGUAUCACUUAUAGUGACUUGGGAUAUGUACCAGUAGGCACUACAAGUGACAAUGCUGAAAGUCAGCAACCUACGUUCAACGGACCUACGCUCGAUGAGCGUGAUAUUAAUUUGUGCCAAAUCAGCGCCCCCCCUCACCCCCAUUUCGUACAUGGAGGUGUCACCUUCGAAACACCCAAUAAUUAUAACGUUGUGCAAGGGGGUUGUUCUGAAUGUCGAGGCUGUAGGGAUCGGUACGAUGAUAAUUCAUCCGAUGCCGGAGACGACGAAGGUGAAGAAGGUUCCGGUGAAGAUGAUGAAGGAUUAGCUGAUAUUUGCCAAGAUAUUGAUACUCUCAGCAAACACAGGGUCAAAUUCGGAAAAUUCACAGGUGGAAGAUUGAGCCGAUUGUGGCAUUCAGCGCGUGAUCCUUCGAGAUUGAUCGUGUAGAGAAAAAAACCGAAGAAAAAUGAAUAGCAUUAUUUUGAAUCAGAAGGCUGAUGGGGGGAUUUUGAGGCGAUUAUGAAUGUCGCUUGAACUAGUCGAUUUCCUUCAAAUUAAUAUAGAAAUGUUGUCGAUAGUUGUGAGAACAUGAGCAAUUGAUGAAUUGUUAGAGACCAAUAAAUAAUUGUUUGAAAUUA